GGGGGGGUCAGGGGAGGUUGCGGGCGGCGCCUGCGCAGUGCGGCGGCCGAGUCAGUGUGUAUGUGAGACUCUGACGGGUUCAAAAUGGCGGCGGCGGCUUCUGUAAGAGGACAAAGGCGCAGGAGAGACCUGGAGGAAGAGGAGGAAGACAGCAGCCCUGGAGUGUCCUUCUCCCUCUCUUCAGAAGAGUCAGAGAUGGAGCCUGAGGAAGAACGGAUCCGUUACAGCCAAAGACUGCGUGGCACGAUGAGGCGGCGUUACGAGGACGAUGGCAUCUCUGAUGAUGAAAUUGAAGGCAAGAGGACGUUUGACCUCGAGGAGAAGCUGUCCACCAACAAGUUUAACUCCACCUUCGUGGUCUUCAUGGAAGGCAAAGACUUCACAGUUGAAUACAUCCAGAGGGGUGGCCUGAGGGACCCUCUCAUCUUCAGGAGCUCCGAUGGCUUGGGGAUAAAGAUGCCAGACCCGGACUUCAGCGUCAAUGAUGUGCGGCUCUGCGUUGGGAGCCGGCGGAUGGUGGAUGUCAUGGAUGUGAACACACAGAGGGACAUUGAGAUGUCCAUGGCACAGUGGGCACGUUACUACGAGACACCAGAGGCUGAGAGGGAGAAACUUUACAACGUCAUCAGCCUGGAGUUCAGCCACACCAAACUGGAGAACCUGGUGCAGAGACCUGCUACGGUGGAUUUGAUUGACUGGGUUGAUAACAUGUGGCCCAGGCACCUGAAGGAGAGUCAGACAGAGUCUACGAAUGCCAUCCUGGAGAUGCAGUAUCCAAAGGUGCAGAAAUACUGUCUGAUGAGUGUCAAGGGCUGCUACACAGACUUCCACGUGGACUUCGGUGGCACUUCUGUGUGGUACCACAUCCACCGAGGGGGAAAGAUCUUCUGGCUGAUCCCUCCUACACCGCAGAACCUGGAGCUCUAUGAAAACUGGCUUCUCUCAGGGAAGCAGGGAGACAUUUUCCUUGGGGACAGAGUGUCUGAGUGCCAGCGCAUCGAGCUCAAGCAGGGCUACACAUUUGUCAUCCCCUCAGGUUGGAUCCAUGCUGUGUACACCCCCAUGGACACACUAGUGUUUGGAGGCAACUUCUUACACAGCUUCAACAUCCCUAUGCAGCUCCGGAUCUACAGCAUUGAAGACCGGACACGGGUCCCAAAUAAGUUUCGUUAUCCCUUCUAUUAUGAGAUGUGUUGGUACGUGCUGGAGCGCUAUGUCUACUGCAUCACCAGCCGCUCCCAUCUCACCAAGGACUUCCAGAAGGAAUCACUCAGUAUGGAUAUGGAGCUGAGCUCCUCGGACUCGGUAAACAUGGAAGAGGAAGAGGAGGAGGAAGAGGAUGAGGAUGGAACAGGGAAGGAGCCCCGGCGACCGAUCACAAGGAGGUCCAUUCUCACCAGCCCCAUUGCCAACGGUGCCAAUGUGGACUAUGAUGAACUGGGCAAGAGCUGCCGGAGCAGCCUUCCAGGUCUGAAGAAGACCCCAUCUAUAGACUCUUCUGACUCCAGCCGGGGCUCCCAGAAUGGCCAGGCCUGUGAUCCCAAUGGAGGCAGCCCACGCAAGAGCAGGAAGGUGCAUCUGACCCAGUUUGAGCUGGAGGGGCUGCGCUGCCUCGUGGACAAGCUGGAGUCACUCCCCCUGCACAAGAAGUGUGUUCCCACCGGCAUUGAGGAUGAGGAUGCUCUCAUCGCUGACGUCAAGCUGCUGCUAGAAGAGUACGCAAACAGCGACCCCAAACUGGCACUUACAGGCAUCCCCAUCGUCCAGUGGCCCAAGAGAGAUAAGCUAAAGCUCCAGGCCCGGCUGCGGGUGCGCCUGCCCACCAUCCCCAUCACCAAACCACACACCAUGAAGCCAACCCCUCGCCCGACACCCGUCAGGUCCACGGUGUCUCCCAUCGUGUCCGGCGCCCGGCGGAGGCGGGUGCGGUGCCGAAAGUGCAAGGCUUGCAUGCAGGGCGAGUGUGGCAUGUGCCACUACUGCAGGGACAUGAAGAAGUUCGGCGGCCCUGGCCGCAUGAAGCAGUCCUGCGUCCUCCGGCAGUGCUUAGCACCCAGGCUGCCUCACUCGGUCACGUGUGCACUUUGUGGGGAGGUGGAUCAGAACGAGGACUCGCAGGACUUUGAGAAGAAGCUCAUGGAGUGCUGUAUCUGCAACGAGAUCGUUCACCCUGGCUGCCUGCAGAUGGAUGGCGAAGGGCUGCUCAACGAUGAGCUCCCCAACUGCUGGGAGUGCCCUAAGUGCUACCAGGGUGAUGACUCAGAGAAGGGACAGAAGCGGAAGGUGGAGGAGAGCGACGACGACACGGCGCAAGCCAAGGUGCUGCGGCCCCUGCGGAGCUGCGAGGAGCCCCUGACCCCCCCUCCCAACUCUCCCACCCCAAUGCUGCAGCUGAUCCACGACCCAGCAUCACCUCGGGGCAUGGUGACGCGCUCGUCCCCGGGAGCCGGCCCCAGCGACCACCACAGCGCCAGCAGGGACGAGCGCUUCAAGCGGCGGCAGCUGCUGCGGCUCCAGGCCACCGAGAGAACCAUGGUGAGGGAGAAGGAGAACAACCCCAGCGGCAAGAAGGAGCUGUCGGAGGUGGAGAAGGCCAAGCUGCACGGCUCCUACCUCACCGUCACGCUCCAGCGCCCCACCAAAGACGUCCAUGGCACUUCCAUCGUCCCCAAGCUGCAAGCCAUCACGGCUUCCUCCACCAACCUGCAGCACUCGCCGCGCGUGGUCAUGCGUCACGCACCCACCAGGAUGCCCCUGCGGGGCGGGGGUGAGGACGAAGCAGCCGCCGAGGAGGAGGAGGAGGAAGAGGAAGAGGAGGACGAGAACGCGGAGGAAGGGGGGGCGGCCCGGCUCAAUGGCCGAGGGGGCCGGGGGCAGGAGGGCGACGAGAGCUGCAUGCAGCGCGAGGUGUGGAUGUCUGUCUUCCGCUACCUCACCCGCAGGGAGCUCUGCGAGUGCAUGCGGGUGUGCAAGACCUGGUACAAGUGGUGCUGUGACAAGAGAUUGUGGACAAAGAUCGAUUUGAGCCGGUGCAAGUCCAUCACCCCACAGGCGCUGAGCGGCAUCAUCAAGAGACAGCCCGUCAGCCUCGACCUCAGCUGGACCAACAUCUCCAAAAAGCAGCUCACGUGGCUCGUCAACAGGCUCCCAGGCCUGAAAGACCUCAUCUUAGCGGGCUGUUCCUGGUCUGCGGUCUGUGCUCUCAGUACCUCCAGCUGCCCCCUUCUCAGGACCCUCGAUCUUCGGUGGGCAGUAGGAAUCAAGGACCCUCAGAUCCGGGAUCUACUCACGCCUCCCACAGACAAACCCAGUAAGCUGUUCCUGGUGGUGGUGGAUGACGAGGGUCCCAAUGGCUAUGGGGAGCUGGAGGAGGGUGACCUCUUGGGCACAGAGCAGGGAGGUGAUGCUGGAUCUGGAAUACCCCAGCGCAGCCGGGUGGAUAAGUCCCCGCUCAGCCUCUCCUCUCCCUCUGCAGGUCAGGACAAUCGCAGCAAGCUCCGGAACAUGAUCGAUUUCCGGCUCGCCGGCCUGGACAUCACGGAUGCCACGCUGCGGCUGAUCAUCCGCCACAUGCCCCUGCUCUCCCGCCUCGACCUCAGCCACUGCAACCACCUUACGGACCAGUCGGCCAACCUCCUCACGGCCAUGGGCUCUUCCACGCGCAACUCCCUCACCGAGCUCAACAUGGCAGGCUGCAAUAAGCUGACGGACCAGGCCUUGCUGUACCUGCGCCGCAUCUCCAACGUCACCCUCAUUGACCUGCGAGGUUGCAAACAGAUCACCCGCAAAGCCUGUGAGCACUUCAUCUCGGACCUGUCCAUCAACAGCCUCUACUGCCUGUCUGACGAGAAGCUGAUCCAAAAGAUCAGCUAGAGACCCUCCCCGGGGCAGACUGAGGAGAAGGAAAAAGAGCCCAUCCCACCCCUCUCGGAGAGCCGCUCCUCCACAUCCCCAUCCUUGCCCUCUGUGUCCUGCCGCUGCUUCCCAUCGGACUCGGCAGGCAGGGCCGCUGCUGGCCUCGCUCCACCGUCCUUCCUCCUCCUCCUCCCCCGGGACUUCUGCCGAUGAAGACGUCCCGCCAAGGCUGGCCAGUACCAGAGGAGGAACGGGCACAUGGCAGGGAGCCUCAGCCCGGAGGCUGGCCGCUCCCAAGGUGGAGGUUGAAACAGAGAUCUCUGUGCAGAGAAUUGGGGCACCCUCUUCCCCCCCCCCCCCACCAUCCCAGCUUUCCCCUUCCUCCCCGUUGUCUCCUCGCCUUGAAACACUUUGUCACUUCCCCGUUAGCACAAAGCUUGAGGGUCAAGGUCUCUCCGAGAAGCGGGAGCAGAGCUGGAACAAAACGUCCCCCUCCGUGCCACAACCAGGUCAUCGCUUGCCCCUGCGCUCUCAGCCCCAUCACUGCUCCCCUCAUCCAGCUGCAGGGGCUGGGGUCCAAGCUCCUCCUUCUCGCACCGCUCUCCUGCAUCCCGGUGGCUCUGACAGCGAGGACUGGAGCCCCACAGCACCGGCCAGGACUUGGGGAGGGGGGAGCUUUGCAUCCUGCUCUUCCCAUCGCCCGGGGAGGCGAGGCUGGGGGACAACGCGCUUCCACUCCGGGCCAGCGCCAGCCUUCCCGGAGCACCGCCUGUCCCCAGCGCAGCCCCGCACCGAGGCGAUGGCCGGGGCCGGAGCAGGGGCCACCCUACAGGUACACCAGAGCUCAGGGAGGACUCGGGAAGCAUCAGCCAGGGGUGAGUGAGCUCACGAACGAGGGGAGGACAAAGAGCUGCCUCCUCUUCCUCGCCACCUCCUCUCCGCGUGGCCCAGCAUCAUGAAGCACUCUAGGGGCCACCAUGGCCAUGGUUGGAAGGGGGGUGAAGGCUGCUCUGUCUUAACCCGGGGCGCUGCGGCCUGGGACCGAACUGGCACGAAUGUCCCCGCUGCAUCGUCCUCUCUCCUUCCCCUCACCCCACUUUUCGCUGCCGUUUUUCCUUUGCAAUGAAUGGUCGGUCCAAAGAACCUCUCUCUUGGGCAGCAGAGAGUUUUUUGCACUUUAAAAAGAAAAAAAAACAAGCAAACAACAAAAACAAAAAAAAAAAAGACAAAAAAAAAGA
Molecule: messenger RNA, 5093 nt
Organism: Pezoporus occidentalis (night parrot)
Lineage: Eukaryota; Metazoa; Chordata; Aves; Psittaciformes; Psittacidae
Gene: KDM2A
Product: lysine demethylase 2A
Exons: 21
Coding region: 85-3873 (1262 amino acids)
Biological process (GO): regulation of transcription by RNA polymerase II; protein demethylation
Molecular function (GO): DNA binding; histone demethylase activity; protein binding
Source: RefSeq, a predicted model, not a curated record